CCGCCCCUGCCGUCCUGCCUGGGUGACCCCGUGUGUGGACCAGAGGGCUCAGAGGAGGGACUCCAUCUGCCCCCGGAUCAGGCUCUCCACAGACAGAGUGUCUGACGGAGGGAUGCACUGCCACACGCCACACUACCACACCGCCACACGCCACACCGCCACACCGCCACACAGAGGGAGUCUUCUCCGUCCAGUCGGCCUCAGCUUGUGGAGGUAAAAACUCAAACUAAGAGGCAGUGAGGAGAAAGGUCCACGCGGGACCCUCGACCGCAGGGCGUACAGAAGCCCUGCUGCAUUCUGGGAGGAGGACAGGAGGAGCCCGGGCACCAUGACGACCACAGAGAUGACCCGCGAGCAGCAGGAGGAGUACCAGAAACAGCUGGUGGAGGAGAAGGGCGAGCGGGACGCUGAGUUCCUCGUCAAGAAAGCGGAGCGAGCAGCACUACGCUCCUGUCUGAGGGACAAGUACAGGCUGCCCAAGAGCGAGCGUGACGACAGCAUCCUGGAGCAGGCGGGGGACGAGGUGGACGUCCCGGAGGAGCUGCUGUCCAUGGUGGAGGGCGAGGGGGGGGAGGAGGAGCAGAGCGCCUCCCUGCUGGGUCACAUGAGCACCCUGCAGAACAUGGACAUGGAGCAGAUGAAGGAGAAGGCCUCGGCUACCGUCACAGGGCUGCGCUCCAAGGCCGAGGACAAGUGCCACGUCAUGUGACCUGGUGCCACGUCAUGUGACCUGGUGCUGCUCUGGUGCUGCUCUGGGACCCGGCCUGCUCAGGUGCAGUACUGGUCUGGUACUGGUUGGUACUGGUCUGGUACUGGUUGGUACUGGUUGGUUCUGGUCUGGUACUGGUUGGUACUGGUUGGUUCUGGUCUGGGACCGGUUCUGGUCUGGUGGGGGACGGUUUCAGGACACUUAUGGUACUGGUUGGAUACCGGUCUGGUACUGGUUCUAGUCUAGUUUGGGACUGGUCCAGUACUGAGCUGGCUCAGAACUGCUUUGGUUCUAGUACAGGUCUCUUUCUGGUCUGGUCCUGGUCCUGGUCUGGUCCUGGUCUGGUCCUGGUCCGGUCUGGUCCUGGUCUGGUCCUGGUCCGGUCUGGUCAUGGUCCCGGUCCCGGUCUGGUCCUGGUCCGGUCUGGUCCUGGUCUGGUCCCGGUCUGGUCCUGGUCCCGGUCUGGUUCGGUCUGGUCCUGAUCGGGUCUGGUCCUGGUCCCGGUCCGGUCCCGGUCUGGUCCUGGUCUGGUCCUGGUCUGGUCCCGGUCUGGUCCUGGUCCCGGUCCGGUCCCGGUCUGGUCCUGGUCCGGUCUUGUCCUGGUCUGGUCUGGUCCCGGUCCGGUCCUGUCCUGGUCCGGUCUGGUCCCGGUCUGGUCCUGGUCCGGUCUGGUCCCGGUCCGGUCCCGGUCCGGUCUGGUCCUGGUCCGGUCUUGUCCGGGUCCGGUCUUGUCCGGGUCCGGUCUGGUUCCGGCCCGGUCUGGUUCCUGCCCGGUCUGGUUCUGGUCCGGGUCCGGUCUGGUCCCGGUCCGGUCUGGUCCCGGUCCGGGCUUUGUUGUAGUCAGCUAUCUUUAGAUAAUACACUAGACUUGUGGAGUAGAUUAAAGCGAUAGAUUAAACCUGUCGAUAAAGCCCUGGUUCACUGCCCGCCAAAUCCUCUCUGGGGGGGGGGGGGGGCCUCAUCAGCCUCAGCUCUCUGAUCCACGGGGGCCACAGGGCCCCCCCAUGCUGUUAGUCGUCUCCCCCCCCCCCGCUGUUAGACACCCAGCCGGGAGCCCCUCCUCAGGAUGCCCCCCCCCCCCCCCCCCCCGAGGACCCAGGACGGGUCAGCGAGGGGUGAAGCCCUCUCCCCGCGGAGGGAACGUGUUCAGUGAAACCAAUCUCAAACCUUUUGGCAAAGCCACUAAAGAUUAUUGGAUCCCAACAGCUGUUGUACUUUCCCUGGUUGUCAGUGAAGCAGAUGUUUAUUGAACCUCUUAUUGAACCUCUUAUUGAACCUCUUAUUAAACCUCUUAUUGAACCUCUUAUUGAACCUCUUAUUAAACCUCUUAUUGAACCUCUUAUUGAACCUCUGUUGUUAUUAAACCUCUUGACCUCGAUGA
Gadus macrocephalus (Pacific cod) is the source of this 2090-nucleotide messenger RNA. It is a transcript of the gene cplx4b, whose product is annotated as complexin 4b. Gene Ontology annotation, biological process: regulation of neurotransmitter secretion; synaptic vesicle exocytosis; neurotransmitter transport. Gene Ontology annotation, molecular function: syntaxin binding. Gene Ontology annotation, cellular component: SNARE complex; terminal bouton. The coding region runs from base 329 to 709 and encodes 126 amino acids. Lineage: Eukaryota; Metazoa; Chordata; Actinopteri; Gadiformes; Gadidae. The transcript is spliced from 3 exons. The record is from RefSeq and is a predicted model, not a curated record.